AUGUCCAUUUAUCCACCUACUCGUCAGCCUAUACAUGCUCUGAAUGGUAUCGGCGACAUGAGCGAUGGUGCAGGAACCAUCGAUCCUGCAGCUUUGAACGCUAGUGGUGGAUUGAUACCGUCAUCAGCUGAAUCAGGCCCGCGCGGCAUCAAACGAAGCAGAUCUCCCGAACAAUAUGGCGAAUAUCAUCCAGGCGACGACGAUGGCCCGCGCAAACGUGGUCGACCAUCGAAAACACCCCGAACGUCUGCAGACUUUACUGCCAACCUCGACGCUCUCCCAACACCCUCCAGCCAAACCUCACCAGAGCUGAACCAAACGCCCAGAAAUCAAGGAGGCCCACAGCUACCAGUCUCCACGCCGGUGCAAGCAUCACCGCCACGGACCCUUCCUAAAUCGACCAUAAAGGCGCUGCCGACGGUGAGGGACCAUACGAGCGAUGUGCUGCAACCCGAAGGAGAUGAAUACAUGCCGCGGGAGUACGACGAGGCGGGCGAGAAAAAGGUAGACCAACUGGGCUACCUCCAAGGUGGACGGGAAUACAAGAUCAGGACAUUUACCCUUCCUGGGAGAGGGCAAAAGCUGUUUAUGUUGGCAACCGAAUGCGCGCGCCAACUUCAAUACCGGGAUUCCUAUCUUCUCUUCAACAAGAACCGGUCUCUCUUCAAGAUCAUUGCCAGCGUCAAGGAGAAGGAAGAACUUGUUAACCGCGAGAUCCUACCUUAUUCCUACCGGUCGCGCCAGAUUGCUGUGGUAACGGCGCGCUCGAUGUUUCGUCAAUUCGGCAGUCGUGUCAUUAAAGACGGUCGAAGAGUUCGAGACGAUUACUGGGAAGCCAAAGCUAUCAAGCAAGGAUUCACCGAACAGGAUGCUGCCGGCGAGAAGCGGCCUGGAGCCGCAAGAGCCAGAGAAGCGGCAGCCCAGGACCAGUUGAACGCUCGCGCUAACGUCGCGGCGGCCUACGGCGACAUCGUCUACAGCAAUGGCCCAGGCUACGGAGCUGUGCAGCCGCCAGCUCUUCAUUCCGGGAUUGCAUCAACCAUGGCGCAACUGGCUUCCUUCGAUCCUGCUUACGAGUCGAGGUACAAAGAUAUUGUGCGACCAAGGCACGACAUAACAGGCCCCCCAUAUCAAGACCUCACUAGAUCAAGUUCUGACGUGGAAUUGGCCAGCCAAGCCAGUCAUGCCGCUGAAUACAGCAAGACCAUCAAUCAACAAAAUCGAUACAGGCGUGGGCUUGUCGAAGACUACUGGCGUCGACCACAUGAGCCGCCUGUGUCAACACCCCCUCCUGCAGAAGCUGAAGUUGCAACGACGACUCAUCCGUUCUCGUCUCCCCGAUUCAACACGAGCGACGUCCCAUCUACUCAGCCCAAUUCAAUGUCGCAUCCUUCUCAAUCUUUACCCCCGUCGAUGAAUCCUCCCUCUUUUCCACACCAGCAGCCUCCUAUUCAGUCACCCGUCCGCCAACCAAAUCUACAGCAGCCUUUUUCGCGCGAAUCAUCUCAGUACACCCCUCAACACCCAGGUUAUCAAAGAUCGUCUUCGAGUCUCUCCAUCUCGCAACCCGGCUCUCAACAACAACCAUUGCCUUUUGGGGGCGCCGGAUUUCCUCAUGCUCUCAGCGCACAACAGCAGCAGCCGCAGCAGCCGCAGCCGCAGUCGCAGCAACAGCAACAGCAACAGCAACAAAGCUGGGGAGCUCCUCCACCGCAGCCUCACCAGUCGCCAGCUGUUCAUCGCAUGACUACGCCUCAGUUCUCGCCUAGCUUAGCACAGGGGCAAAUUCCUUCGCCUUUACCCGGCGGCGCACAUGCUAGUCCGUCUCCUCAUCCGCAACAGAUGCAGCCACCACAGAUGCCAUUGCUCCACCAUCAAGGGAGUUCUGGUGGAAUUGGAGGACAGCAGCUUUAUGGACCUGGAGCAGGACUGCAGGCAAUCAAUGCCGCUGCAGGAUAUGGGGCUCUCGGUAUGGGUCAGAGAGGCAUUUACCCCAUGAGCGGACAAAACCAGUUUAUGCAACCUAACCCGCAACAUGGACAAGGAUGGCCUGGCCCUCAGAGCCAAGGCCAGGGCAGUGGACAAUGGAGCCAAGGGUUUCAGUAG
This is a messenger RNA of Fonsecaea multimorphosa CBS 102226, 2106 nucleotides long. RefSeq lists its product as uncharacterized. The transcript is spliced from 3 exons. The record is from RefSeq and is a predicted model, not a curated record. The coding region runs from base 1 to 2106 and encodes 701 amino acids. NCBI's taxonomy places the organism in Eukaryota, Fungi, Ascomycota, Eurotiomycetes, Chaetothyriales, Herpotrichiellaceae.